Molecule: messenger RNA, 1131 nt
Organism: Diaporthe citri
Lineage: Eukaryota; Fungi; Ascomycota; Sordariomycetes; Diaporthales; Diaporthaceae
Exons: 6
Coding region: 1-1131 (376 amino acids)
Molecular function (GO): oxidoreductase activity, acting on paired donors, with incorporation or reduction of molecular oxygen; iron ion binding; monooxygenase activity
Source: RefSeq, a predicted model, not a curated record
AUGGCAGGCCCCUUGGUGCGAAUAGGACCCAACGAAGUCUCCUUCUACUCCGUAGAUAUAUACGACACGAUACACAAGAUCAAUAGUGGUUUUGCGAAGGAUCCUCGUACAUAUGGAGAGUUUGUUCAAGAUGGGCAUCCCGCUCUUUUCUCUAUCACGGACCCAGAAGAGCACUCAAAACGGCGGAGGAUCCUUGGUCAGCUGUUCAGUCGAACCAACAUCGCAAAGCUCGAAGGACUGAUGUUGCACCACAUUAACGCAUUCGUCGAUGCGGUCGGCCAGAAGCAAGGUCCUAUUGACGUCGGCCCUGCUUGUAGGGCACUGGAAGCCGAUAUUAUUUCUGGAUUCUCGUUUGGCGAAGCCGUGAACGCUGUUGCCGCUUGGGCGCGGGGAGAGGAGUUGGCAUUUGUAGCCAACAACGACAGAAAAGCGACAUUCAUGCCUCUACUUAUGAAUUUCCCAGAGCUGUAUGAACUCUGGACCCGUAUCGAAGACUUCUUGUGCCGAGUGCGCGGGUCAAAAGUCUCGUACAAGCAAGGGCUCCAACAAUACGACGAGUGGACUCUCAAGGCAUGGGUUGGGAACAAGGACCCCGACAAGAAGUCACCUUUUCCGAAUCUGAUCAAGGUCAUGAUUUCAGCCGGCGUCCCGACACAAACUGCAUUGUCCGAGGCAAAAGAGAACCUUGGACCAGGAACGGAUACCACUUCAGCUUCCUUAGCGCACAUUCUUUACGCCCUCUCAAGAAACCCGGUAUACCAACAGAAGCUAUAUGAGGACAUCGCCGCACUGGGAUUUCCUACCGACAUGAGCUCCCUAGUGAACAUUCCUCGUCUAAGAGCCUGCGUGAAGGAGGGAAUCCGCUGGGCUGGCGCAGCAGCAGCUAUGUUGCCUCGCGUGGUCCCACGAGGCGGCGUUGAGCUGUGUGGAAAAUUCAUCCCUGAAGGAACUGUUUUGACUUCGUCACCAAUCUGGUACCUCAGAGACAAAUAUGCGUACCCAAACCCUAAGCUGUUCGACCCAUACCGCUGGAUCGACAACAAUGGAAAUGCCAGCUCGGAAAACUCCAUCAGAGACAAGUUCUACUUUCCAUUUUCCAAAGGAGCCAAUGUCUGCAUUGGCAAUCAGUAA